AACACUUUCCUUUCCCUUUACAAAAUGUAUGAAAUGAAAAUCUAAACAAACUCAAAACCCCCACAAUCUUUCAGUUCUUUUUGAACCACUCAUCAUGGAGCUCCCUUCACUCUCUUUCUUUUCUCCUCUCCCUCUCUGUUACCUAAUGCCAGUGCCUAGGAGUUCUACAACGUUUCCUUGUUUGCCGUUUAAAGGAGCUUAUUUUGGCUACUCUGUGUGUAAAAAAGCAACUUUGAGAAAUGCAUAUAAUUCUGCUCAAAUGUGUAUUUCUAGGAAGCAUGAUGGUGAAUCUCGGUGUUAUUUUAAUCCAAAUGGUGGUUUAAAUGGAUCAUAUUACAAUAAUAAAUUACAUAACCGUAACAAAUUGUCCAGAUACAUAGUUGUGAGAUCUGAACUUGCUGGGACUGGGAAUCCUGAUGCUGCUGAUUCUUUCUCAGAAAUUAAACUGCGUUCAAAAGGUAAAGGAGUAUGCUUUUAUGCUGUCACAGCUAUUACAGCCAUUUUACUGAUUGGAUUUAUGAUGGCGGCACAUCCCUUUGUGCUCUUGUUUGAUCCCCACAGAAGAAAAGCUCAGCAUUUUAUUGCCAAACUUUGGGCUACAGCAACUAUUGCUCCAUUCUUUAAAAUUGAGUUCGAAGGAUUGCAGAAUCUGCCUUCACAGGAUGUUCCUGCCGUAUAUGUUUCCAACCACCAGAGUUUUUUAGACACAUAUACACUUCUAACUCUUGGAAGAAGCUUCAAGUUCAUCAGCAAGACUGGGAUAUUUCUUUAUCCCGUUAUUGGUUGGGCCAUGUCUAUGAUAGGCAUAAUUCCAUUAAAGCGCAAUGACAGCAGAAGCCACUUGGAGUGUCUUAAGAGAUGUAUGGAUCUUAUCAGGAAUGGUGCCCCCGUCCUUAUCUUUCCAGAAGGCACACUGAGUAAGGAUGGGAAAUUAGGUGAUUUCAAGAAAGGUGCAUUCAGUGUUGCAGCCAAAACUGAAGUGCCUGUCAUUCCCAUUACCUUAAUUGGCACAGGCAAAAUCAUGCCUGCAGGAAUGGAGGGUAUCAUAAAUUCAGGAUCUGUGAAAGUUGUUAUUCAUAAGCCAUUUGAAGGAAGUGAUCCAGAAAUAUUACGCCAUGUAGCUAGAAACACGAUUUUAGAUACACUUAAGCGUCAAGGCUGAGAAAUUGUCUUGUAUGUAUGACCUCUGGUUGAUUUUAUGGCUCAAACUUAAUCCUUUUAUUUCUGAUUUAAGGAACAUGAAUGAAAGGUACAAAAAGUUUCCCUUUCCCUUAUCGAAACAAUGCAUGUGUUUUUUAUUUAAUUUUUAGCAAAAGAGAUGUGAUUGUGCAGUCUUUUUCUCCCAUCUUUCUGAUUUUAGACUUCUAUUUAUGUUCCUCUUUGGAAAAAGCGAAUUCUAAACCAUUGUUUUUGAAAUUUGGAUCAAGGUUUCAUUGGUAGAAGUUAGUGACGAGAUUGAUAACAUAUUUUUGACAUCAGGAUGUUGGUUUUUACUCCAAGUAUAAUUAGUUCUAUGCUGAACCCUUUUUCUGCAUGUUAUUGUAAUUCUGAAGUAGCAUCAUCUAGUCAUAAGUGAUCAGCUGCUGGUUUUAAUCACUUUCAUUUUGCAUCUAACAGGCUCCGAGGUUGUAUCUGGGACCUUGGGAUCUCAUCUUUUCUGGUGGAUGAUCCCUGCAAUCCGGGCUGUAACAAUUUAACAAGUCGGCCAAGCUACCGCCCAAGUUGGCUUCAAAUUUUCUUUUCAUAUCAUAUCUUGCAUUUGUGGCCAUUCCUUAGUAGGAGUCCAGCACAAAUUUUUGCUUUUCCGGAUAAAACUUGGUUGUGUAACAUUUUUUCAGACAAUACUUGCAAAUUUGGGGCUAUAAAUUAAAAGAUAAAUACUCUGAAGAGAUCAUUUUCAUGUCUCUUUCUUUCUUUCUUUCUCUCUUUCUCUCUCUCUUUAUAUAUGUAAUAAAAUAUAAAUGUUGAUAUAAACAAAGUAGAAAGAUGAAUCAAAAUCCGGUGUAGAUAUCAACGAGGUCAAAGGGAUUAAGCCAACUAAGUAAGGAGCGGGCAGAGCCUUGCAGGGCUCCCACGUCGGCCUCCAAUCGCCUUGACCUCUUCUUCUUUCAGAACUUCAGCUUAAGCCCCUGGUCCAGGGUUUGAA
Messenger RNA from Durio zibethinus, 2146 nucleotides. Lineage: Eukaryota; Viridiplantae; Streptophyta; Magnoliopsida; Malvales; Malvaceae. The record is from RefSeq and is a predicted model, not a curated record.